This is a messenger RNA of Parathielavia appendiculata, 2010 nucleotides long. Its product is annotated as alpha-L RNA-binding motif-containing protein. The transcript is spliced from 3 exons. The record is from RefSeq and is a predicted model, not a curated record. Lineage: Eukaryota; Fungi; Ascomycota; Sordariomycetes; Sordariales; Chaetomiaceae. Gene Ontology annotation, biological process: ribosomal small subunit biogenesis. Gene Ontology annotation, cellular component: mitochondrial small ribosomal subunit. Bases 464 to 1765 code for a protein of 433 amino acids. Gene Ontology annotation, molecular function: structural constituent of ribosome; rRNA binding.
AAAGGUCCAUGGCGGUCAGUCGCUCAAUUGGCAAAUUCGGUGUGCCAUCUCUCACCGCCCAUGCUCCACGGCGGUAACAGCCGCAAUUCGUAAGUCGUACCCGUAACCUGGAUGUAAGUAACUUUGGCUCAUUACCUUGGUACCCUGGCAUGAAUCGCCUCACGUGAGACAGCCCGUCCAGGGUCGAAUGUGGGAAACUUUUUCGGGCGAUUGAUAGCAAGCUCGAUAGGACGCCGCGACCCUCGAUCUCCCCUUUGAGCUCACCUCCAAGGUGCCUGGAUCCUUGGUGUGUACUCCGGACUGUCGACCUAGCGCUUGUCAUUCAGAGCAGGGCAGGGCCAUUGCGACCUUUAAAAAAAGCUAGGUGCAUCAAUUGGGCGACAACCGCAUUGAUCCUUCAGCGGCAGACGCCCGACUGUAACUCCCUCGCAGAGACCGCAGACACACUAGACAGAUUGACACGAUGAGGCAACGCAGGUUGCUGAGGUUCCAUGGCCUGAAACGUCCCCGCGUCCGCCAAACAUGGAACAAGUACAACCUGUUCAACCUCAUCCAACUGCGGACACCUCAACUGAGCUUCAAGACCUUCUUCCAGCAGAAAUGGAGAGCCAAGUCCAUGACCCGCGGCUACCACGGCGAGCACAUUAAGGAAUAUCAGUGGGAGCGCAUGUUCAGCCGCCGCCCGCUCUCCGCCGUCGACAUGGACCCGGCUUACAUGGCUCGCUACGAUGGCAGCGAGCAGGCCGCCGGCCGUGGUUCCGGUCUGUUGCCACCUCCCCGUACGAGGGGUACAAAGGGGGAAGAGGAGGCCAGUCGAACCAAGGCGACUCCGUACAUGCAGAUGGUCUUCGCCCCCAUGGAACGUCGACUUGAUAUCGCCAUUUUCAGGGCCCUGUUUGCUAGCAGCGCGAGGCAGGCCCGCCAAUUCGUCUUGCACGGUGCUGUGACCGUGAAUGGGAAAAAGAUGAGACAUCCCGGUUACCUCCUUAACCCUGGGGACUUGUUCCAAGUCGAUAUCGAGCGCGUCAUGACAGCGACCGGUAAGCCGAAGAGAUCACUCCCAGGUCAAAAGACAGUUUCAACCACCGCGACCGAAGAGUCUGCCGAGGCCGAAGAAGGCGAUGUCAAAGAGGCCACAGCCACCAUUGAAGACCCCGGAGAAGCCAUCGAUGCAGAUGCCACGAAGGAGAAGCACCUAGCCACGCUCAACGCGCUCAAAAGCCGCGCCCAAAAGAUCAUGGGCGACAAAGAGCACAUCCGCGCCAAGCAGAAGAUGUCCCUCCGCAAGUUCCUCCGAGACGUUAAGACGGCCAUGGACACCGCCCGGAAGUCAAAGGGUGAAGCCACCUCGACCGCCGAAAUGAACGAAGUCGAGCAGGAGCUGAGCGACCUGCUCUCGGAGCUCUCCAUCACCCCGACCGAGCGCAAAGCCGAAGCCAAGCAGGCGGCCAUUGAGCAAAAAGAACAAGAAAAAUUAGGAGGCGGCCUCCUCACGGCAGAGGAGCGCGAGGCGCUGCAGAGGUUGGCGCGCGAGGAGUCGCUCAACCCGCACGACCCGUCUAAGCCCUACGCCACGCCCUGGCAGCCGCGCGACUGGAUGUCCCCGUUCGCCUUCAUCCCGCGCUACCUCGAAGUCAACCAGAGGAUUUGCGCCGCCGUCUAUCUCCGCCACCCCGUCGCCCGCCCCGGCCUCUGCGAGGUGCCCACCCCGUUCUCGCCCGUCCUCUCCCAACUGGCGUUCAACUGGUAUCUGAGGAGGAGGUAGACCAAUGCAGAAAGGGGAUAUGAUAGACAAGACGAGUCGGUGGUUGUUUGAAUAGGUGUUGCCGUGACAUAACAUCUGCCUGUUUAGACGUGGCGUGGAAGUGCGCGUUGGGCGGGUUGCUAGCGGGCACGUUGUUGCCUAGGUGUCAUGGAAGUCAAUAGAGGCAGAUGAGUGUUGUAUAUCAUGAUGCAUGUAUUCUAGGUGUCAACUUGCACUUGUACAAUAUGAAAACAUUUCAUGCUGGC